GAGGGUGCUUAUAUAUUGACCAAGUCUCAGUACUCUUCCUUCAAAUUCUUGUCAACCUUCCACACUUGAUACUUAAUAGCAAAAGGAAAAAGUGAUAAGGCCUGCUUUGUUCUCCUUCUCAGCUGAUAACAAUGGCGAUGGCUUUCAAAAUGGCGACUACUGGGAUGUGGGUGACGGAUGAGUGCAAGAACUCUUUCAUGGAAAUGAAGUGGAAGAAGGUGCACAGAUACAUAGUGUUCAAGAUCGAUGAAAGGUCCAGGCUUGUCACCGUUGAUAAGGUGGGUGGUCCCGGUGAGAGCUAUGAUAAUCUCGCUGCCUCCUUGCCCAAGGAUGAUUGUAGAUAUGCCGUCUUCGACUUUGAUUUUGUCACCGUUGAUAAUUGCCACAAGAGCAAGAUCUUCUUCAUUGCAUGGUCUCCAACAGCAUCAAGGAUAAGAGCAAAGAUGCUCUACGCAACAUCAAAGGAUGGGCUGAGAAGAGCCUUGGAUGGAAUCAGCUAUGAAGUUCAGGCCACCGAUCCAACUGAAAUGGGAUUUGAUGUAAUUCAAGAAAGAGCCAAAUAGAUGCCUUUUUAAUGAAGUGGGAAUCAUUAAUUAUCAAACUCCUUAUUUAUGCGCUUAGCUAAUCAAUCAAUUAAUCCGUCAAUCUUACUCUCUCUUAUUUGCUAUAUAUAAUAUAAUAAGUUACUAUAAUCCAAUCCAAUGACUGUAUGACAUGUGCUCUUCUUAUUCUUAUAUGCUAGUUUAAUUAUGUUGGUUUCGGCA
Molecule: messenger RNA, 764 nt
Organism: Cajanus cajan (pigeon pea)
Lineage: Eukaryota; Viridiplantae; Streptophyta; Magnoliopsida; Fabales; Fabaceae
Product: actin-depolymerizing factor 5
Biological process (GO): actin filament depolymerization
Cellular component (GO): actin cytoskeleton
Molecular function (GO): actin binding
Source: RefSeq, a predicted model, not a curated record